Molecule: messenger RNA, 2273 nt
Organism: Durusdinium trenchii
Lineage: Eukaryota; Dinophyceae; Suessiales; Symbiodiniaceae
Source: the annotation of a GenBank genome assembly
AUGGAGAUGGAGGACUUCCUCGGGCGAUUGGAAGAUGGGCAGUUUGACCAGGCCAUGAAAGCCAUCGAAAAGCGGACCACGCAGCUGGCAUGGGAAAAGUUGCCAGACAGGAUCGUGCUGCUAAGACACGGACAAAGCGAGGGCAAUGUGGAUCACCUGCUCUACACCAGCAAGGGUGACAGCCGAUUGGAGCUGACCAAGAAGGGCAUCCGCCAGGCGCGGGAGGCGGGCCAGCGGCUCCAAGCCAUCACUCCUCCGGAUGCGAACAUCAUCGUUUGCACCUCGCCCUUCGAGAGGACGACUCAGACGCUGUUGGCCGUGUACAGUGGAGGCUUUGGCGGGCCGAAUCAGGAGCUGGUGCAGCGGGUGCACGUCGAUCCACAGAUCCGAGAACAGGAGUUCGGGAACUUCCAAGAUCCAGGCUUGACCCAGAAGGUCAGAGUAGAGGAAGUUCGAGUUGGGCGCUUCUACUAUAGGCGCCCGAAUGCCGAGAGCUCGGCCGACGUCUUUGACCGGGUGACCCAGUUUUGGGACAAGCUCUUCGGGGACUUCACGGGCAAUGGCAUGCUGACCCGGGACGAGGUGAAGUACGACCUUUGCCUGGUGGUGACACAUGGAUUAACCAUCCGUUUGAUGCUCAUGUGUUUGUUUGAGUGGUCUGUGGAGACCUUCGGAACCGUUUGGAAUCUGGGGAAUUGCGAGCACGUGACCUUGCAGAAGAACCUUGAGACCUGCAAGUAUGAGUUUUGCAUCGCAGAGUCCUACCCACCUCGAACACCCUGGGCCACGCGGCAAGCGUGGAUCAUCCUAGCGACCGUGCCCAAGCCGGAGGAGCUGGUGGUGCGUUUGGCGAAGCUGGAAGAGGCCCGUGGCAAGCUGCUGGAGGUGAAGAACGUGGCAGAUGCGGAGAUUGCUAAGCUGGAUAAGAUCAUUGAUGACAUGGAGAACCAGAUCCUCCGCGAACGCUCGGAGCAGUUCACUGUCAUCAACUAUUUAGAGAUCUCCCAGCCUCGGACCAUGCAGAUCAGCGAGGUCAUGUGCCGCCUCGUGCGAGGGCAUGAUCAUCAAGGUACAUCACCUGAGGAGCUCGCAGAGCAGGUGCUUGAUGCCGAGACCCGGGACAUGAUGGAACAGAACAUCGAGUUCAUCGAUUGGUGGGGCGAUCAGCUCAGCUAUCAAGGCAAAAUGCUACGCACCAACCGGAUCUCCUACGCGCAUCAUCGGGUGAAGUCCGGGGCGUUGUCUCCGCUGUCGCCCCGGAAUUCCACGACCAGCAUUCCGCGCUCCCGGACACCGAUGACCCCCCGGCGCACCGGUGGUCCCGCGGCGGCCGAUGCCGCAGCGGCCUGCGCGCGCGCCAAGCUGCCACCUCCCCUGCCGUUGCCGCCCAACCUGACGGUGGCGGAUCUCCCACAGCGUCUUCGGCCGACCAGACGCUUUCAGGCCGCAGGAAACACUGUGGUGAAGCAGGCGCCUGCCUCACCAGGAGGGCCUUCUUUAGCCGAAGAAACUGACCCCGCCUGUGAUCGAGUAGAUCCACCUGCCGCGGUGGAUGUGACGUCCGAGAUUUGCGAAGAAGUUGAGGGAAGCCAAAGAGCUCCAAGAGAUGAAUCGCCGGCAAAGCCUGCAGCGGAGGAUCCUGAGGUGGAAAGGAGCAGCGUCCGAUGGCUUUCACCUGAUUUGCCAGCAGAUGAGUGGAAGGAGAUGCCCGUGACCGAGCUCAAGGAGUUGGCGACGGGAAUCCUCUCCGACAUCACCACUUUGGGUGCCGAGUGUGACAGGCUUUUCUCUGAGAAGUGCCGAGAAGUUUCAGGUGCCAGCUACAUGGACAUCGAGAAGCUUCAUCAACUGACGCAAGUUCUCAUUGACCGUUUCGCUGUGCGGUGCCCCGACACGUUGGAGCGGCUUCGGCACGUCUACGCAGCAGUGACCGUCGAGCGGGAUGAGACAGGCUUGAGUCAGCUGGAGUUCCGGGGCUACGUGGCCGCUGUUUUGACUCAAGUGCUACAAGAUCUGGAAGCCAGAAUAGGGCAAGCUACGGGCUGCACCACCAAGUUUGGCUAACUACUGGGCAGUGGGCAGUUGCGUUCCAUGUCCCAUGGUCGUUGUCACAGCUUUGGGCCACUCUGCUGUAUGUGGUUUUUGCAUGUUUUUUGCUACUUCAGGAGGACCUUGACCAGGCUGAUGCUGAGAAACCAGACAGCCAUGGUGGCCUCAUGGAGUCCCUGCAAGGUUGGAUCGCGCAGAUCACGGCCGCCCUGGAAUAGCGCCAA